Molecule: messenger RNA, 2075 nt
Organism: Prorocentrum cordatum
Lineage: Eukaryota; Dinophyceae; Prorocentrales; Prorocentraceae
Source: the annotation of a GenBank genome assembly
AUGGGCAUGUUUCUCCACAUUGAUGUAUUCACAUAUGUCUGUUUGUGGCGAGACGCGCCACUCGGGUUGCACUGGCAGGCUCGGGUUUACAACGCUUUCAUUUUGCCGACGCUGCUCUACGUGGCGCAGUUGGAGUGGCCCGACGCUUACGUGCAGGAAGAAGUGCAAGGAUGUACUGUGACAGCAGCACCAUCCGCGCUCUUCCGCUUGGCUUCUGGGCCCACAGCCUGGGCCUCCCCGAUGGAUCUCUGGCUCUUGCGGGACGCUUACGGCGGGGCCGCAUCGUUCCACAACCUGGCCUGGAUGGCCGCGGCGUCGCAGAUGCGAGUUCUACUCUGUGACAGAGGGAUCGACGGUCAGCGCCAAUUCAAGGAGGAUUGUGCGCAACUGCGACAAGCCUGGGCCAACGCGGACGCCCUGGUGUGGAUCGAUUGGUACUCGCGCAGCUUCUGGCUCCGCUUGCAGGACACAGACGACGAUCUGCAGACGCGAUUUGGCACGGUCAACGAUGUCCGCAUCGCCCGGUGCGCGUCCUCCGUCCCGCUUGCGGAGGAUGCUUUGUGGCGCAAGCAGUUCCAGGCCACGUUCUACCACUGCCACGUGGCAGACAACCUGGGGGGCGACCCGGCAGGCCGGUACCGGAACAAAUUCGAGGUCUGGAACUUGGGGGACGCCAGCAUCCACGGCCGGAUCGCAGGCACAGUUCGCCAGCAGACGCCGCGGCACCAGGCUUCCAGAGGGCAUUCGAACCUCCUGGCCCUUUGCCCGUUGGACCCCCCGAGAGUCCACUGCGCGAAGUUGGGGUGCAUCUGGGAUCGGUGGACCACGGCGGUUAGAUACCAGCGUCUCCAUCUGAGCCGUUGCUUGCUAUGCGCGGUGGAGGGGAGCGAAGACAGCAUCAAACACCACUGCCGCUGCCGGGUGGUGCGGAGGCUGUUCGGGACACGACGCCGUCUCGACGCCAACGCGUUUGCAGGUCUUCUUGCCUGAGCGCUGUGCACGCCAGAGCUGGUGACAGCUGAAGACCUCGCCUGCGUGGCCCUGGGCACUUGCGCUGUCUACUCUGUGACUAACAAGCUUCCCCACGGCGGUUGCGGCGCUCUCCGCACGGAGGAGGACAGAUUUCAGGUUUUGGCGCGGGCCGUCAAGGAGGGCGUCAAAGGCCACCAGCGAGCAGCUCCAAUCAUGCGGCAGCGCUGGGAGUCUGACCGCCCGAUGACUGUCAUCCAAGCCGGCCAGAUCGGGACGCCGAUGGUCCGCAGACUCCGACAAUGGCUUCAAAGCCACCGCAGACGGCGGGUGCGGCCUCGACUCUCUUGACGCUCUGCCGUCCGUAUCCUCGUCGCCCCCACCCAUCACAUCACUCGCGGGAGCUUGCUUUUGUCCCGCGCUCGGCGGGCACAGGCGCUCUCUGUCUGCAGGAUGUGCUGCUUCGGCCGGCCUGGACGGGAGGCGCGAUCAGUGCGCCCCAGCCUCCGGGAGGGCAGGCAUCGUUCCAGCAUCGCCCCAGAGGGCGGUCCUCCCCUCCUCCGUUCCUCCCCUCCCUCCCUCGUCGUGUUGUUUCUCCCCAGCCAGCCAGAGAGCCCGCGAUGCAGCCGCGACGCUCCUCGAUGGCGACGCCCCGCGGCUGUAGUUGCCCGAGUUUCGUCCAGGGAUUGGGCGUCCGGUGCGCUCAGGGCCACCAGCUUCUGGGAUGCGCGGUGCCGCGUGGCUGCGCUAUUCGAGCGGAGAGAUUGGCCUGUCUCCCGCCUCCCUGCGGUCUCCAUCCACAGCGUGUACAGGGUGACCCCCGUGUGCCUGCAGGAGCCGCGGUUGCCUGUAUAGGGCGGCGAGGCGGUGUACCCGCGGGAACCGCCCCCGCCUAGCUUGCUGGGCCGCCGCUGCGGCCUCGUGCUAUGCGGGAGGGUUGGCACGUCUCUGCCCACCGUCCUGCCGUCCUCCAUUCAGCUAGGCAUUCGCUGGCUGUCCCUUUUUGUCCCUGUUCUUCCCUCGUUCCUCCCUCCCCUGUGCCCCCCCCCCCACGGUCGAGGGCACAUGCACGCUUUUAUUCCCAACCAUCCUGUGGUGUUGGGUCC